AAAAUGCACUAGGUUCUUAUCUGCAGUGCAGCACGUUCUGUAGUUUAUAGUCACGGUAUUUCCCACUAGACCAAACAAUCGCUUCCGUUUGAAGUUAGUUCGGUUUUACCAGUUCACUUAUUAACUUAUCGACAUGUGAGAAGGAUACAAAAUUCAAGACCUUUACAAAAGCAAGUGAUCUUUAAACAAUAGAAAAACAUUUUCUGUACAGUAUUCCCUGUGGUGAGAAAAGUGUACCAUCGCCCAUUUAUCAUCGUAACCUGCUGCUAUUUGGUCUACCUAUUAAAUAAGAAUUCAGCUGAAAAGGAAAUAGCAACAGGAUGUUACCGGUAACAGUGGUCAUCUUAUUUCUGGUAAAAUCUUCCCAGCAGGUUGAUUACUGCAGCCCCUCGUUAUGUCCGACCGGAAUUGCUCAUAUUGCUUGUAAAGGGCUAUUGACGUUGGCAUCAUCAUGUGGAGCGGGUUCCCAGGAGUUAGUUCUUGACCCGGAUGAACAAGCACUGAUCGUGGACUUACACAACAUGCUUCGUAGCAAGGUUGCUACGGGGCAGCAGGAAUACACUGCGGGCAGAUACUACUCGCAAGCUGCCCGUAUGGGUACAAUGGUAUGGAGCGCUGAGUUGGCAAAUAUUGCAGCAGCUAACGCGCGGCGAUGUGUUUAUGGCCAUGACAGAUGCCGAAACACUGCAACACUCAAGGCUGUAGGACAGAAUAUAGCCAUGAAAAGUUACUACGGCAUGACAUUUUCCGAUACUGAUCUAAUCAACAUAUUCGUUAAUGCUUGGUAUGCAGAAGCUGCCAGCGCCAAUACCACUCUGAUCGCAAGCUAUCCAAAUCCUUUUAGCUACAAUGGUCCUGUCAUUGGCCAUUUCACCCAGAUUGUUUCGGAUCGUACGACACAAAUCGGAUGUUCCUUAGUGAGCUACAUUACUUCACCAUGGAUUAGAAAGUAUUUUGUGUGCAACUAUUCUCUGACCAAUAUCGUUGGCCAAGCUGCCUACCAAGCUGGGAUUGCAUGCUCUAAGUGCACGUCAGGCUGCAGUUCUAAGUAUCCGGGAUUGUGCAACGAAACUGAGGCUAUUAACUCGAACCCGUGAAAAUAAAAUCGUUUUGCUGUUUGUUCUAACUCUUUCAUAUGAUAUCAAAACAACUUUUUGGAUAUGAUCGGUAAAUUAAGUAUAUACAAAUUUUGUGUCCUUUA
Topomyia yanbarensis is the source of this 1201-nucleotide messenger RNA. RefSeq names its product venom allergen 3 homolog. Bases 321 to 1097 code for a protein of 258 amino acids. The record is from RefSeq and is a predicted model, not a curated record. NCBI's taxonomy places the organism in Eukaryota, Metazoa, Arthropoda, Insecta, Diptera, Culicidae. The transcript has 5 exons.